Messenger RNA from Sporisorium graminicola, 1134 nucleotides. RefSeq lists its product as uncharacterized. The coding region runs from base 1 to 1134 and encodes 377 amino acids. Gene Ontology annotation, biological process: phospholipid metabolic process. The transcript has a single exon. The record is from RefSeq and is a predicted model, not a curated record. NCBI's taxonomy places the organism in Eukaryota, Fungi, Basidiomycota, Ustilaginomycetes, Ustilaginales, Ustilaginaceae. Gene Ontology annotation, molecular function: phosphatidate phosphatase activity.
AUGGCAUCGACACAUGCACAUGCCUCAACGUCCUCCUCCGGCGGCGUAGCUGGACCGGCUGGCAGUGAACGCUUUAGCAAUCGAGACUCGCUCUACUCGCAACUGCGGUGGUCGUCACACCACCAACCUAUCACGCGACGCCGCCGACUCGAGCUGCUGCGCUCGUACCUUCCCGAUUGGAUCAUCACAAUCCUGCUUGCUGGGCUGCUGGCGAUCAUCAACAAUGUACACGGCUUCCGUCGCGAGUUCUCACUGACCGACGCGUCGUUGCAGCACACGUAUGCGGUGCACGAGCGCGUGCCAACGUGGCUGUUGGGUGUGUUGGCGGUGCUGAUUCCGGCGCUGAUCAUCGUCGCGUUUUCGCUCGGCGUCUCGCGUUCGGUUUGGGAUCUGCACAACGGCCUCUUGGGGUUCGUCCUCGCCAACGCUCUCACCGUCACCGUCACGACAAUUUUGAAGGUAUGCGUGGGGCGACCACGUCCUGACGUGAUCGAUCGAUGUCAACCGCGCACUGGCUCUGCUAACGCUGUGCCCUACGGUCUAGUCACGGAUAUUAUCUGCACUGUGGGUGUCAACAGCAAGACCCUGCGCGAUGGCUUCCGCUCCUUCCCCUCCGGACACGCAAGCACCUCGUUCGCCGGCUUGACGUACCUGUCGCUCUACCUUGCGGGCAAGUUGCACCUGUUCGACCGCCGCGGCCACGCCGUCUCCGCGUGGCUCUGCGGCAUCCCCCUCAUGGCCGCCGCGCUCAUCGCUGUCAGCAGAACCAUGGACUACAGACACCACGCUACGGAUGUGCUCGCCGGCGGGCUGUUGGGCCUGGUCGUUGCGUAUUGGUCGUACAAGUUGUACUAUCCGCCGCUGAAUCAUGCGCAGAGCCACAAGCCGUACUCGCCCAGAAUUCCGAAGGAGCACUUGGCGGGUGCAGGCGAGGCCAGGUAUGGGGAUGGAGAGGAAAAUGGCGCGAGAGAGGGGGAGAGGGAGGGAUUCAGGAGGUUUGGGUUCGGUGAAGGCGGUUCGGAAGGGAGAAGGUUUGCGGAGGAAGAGGAGGCCGAUGCGACAAAGCCUGGGCCGGGGCAUGCGUUGGAUGCCUCGCUUGACUAUCCGGAGAGGGACACCGUCCCACGUGUCUAG